Molecule: messenger RNA, 839 nt
Organism: Hibiscus syriacus
Lineage: Eukaryota; Viridiplantae; Streptophyta; Magnoliopsida; Malvales; Malvaceae
Product: 21.7 kDa class VI heat shock protein-like
Exons: 2
Coding region: 66-740 (224 amino acids)
Source: RefSeq, a predicted model, not a curated record
UUCCAAAUGGUCUCUGAGAAUCUUGUCCACUGCUUUAUCAAAAAGACUCCCAUUCACACUAUAAGAUGCCAAAUUUCCACAAAACUCUCUCGCAAGAAGACUCUGAAGAUCAUAGUUUUUCUUCGUUUUUUUGGUUUUGUAGUCUUUCAAUGACUAGUUGUCUUAAACUUGAAGUUCAAGUAGAAGAUCAAACUCCUCACAAAUGGUGUAUUUCAUUAUCCGAAGAAGAAUUCAAGAGGCUACUCUCCCAGGGAAAUCCAACAGUGCAUAAGGUAUUUGGGGAAGGAUCAUUGUUUAGUCCACUUUUGUUUGGAAAAUUCUUUGAUCCAUCAGAUGCUUUUCCUCUGUGGGACUUUGAAUCAGAUAGCUUGUUAUCAAAUCUAAGGAACUCAGGCAAGAGCUCGGUUGAUUGGUUUCAGACAAACCAGGCUUACGUUCUCAAAGCAGAACUACCAGGAAUUGGGAAAACGAAUAAUAUACCAAUCCAUGUCGAAAAGGGGAAAAUUGUUGAAAUUUUUGGUCAACUAAAGCUGCUGCAAAGGGAAUCUCAGAAAAAAGAUUGGAGAAGCUGCAAUUGGUGGGAAUAUGGAUAUGUAAGGAGGCUUGAACUACCAGAAUAUGCAGAUUGCAGAAGAAUAGAGACAUACCUAAGUAACGAUGUGGUUCUCGAGAUCCGAAUUCCUCGAAAGCCUUUGCAUAUUGAUACCUCUGCUGAUGGAGUUGGCAAAAAAUCUGAAUGAAUGUGAAACAAAUUGUCGCAGAAAAAUGCUAAGAACAUGAUAACCUGGACAUGAUGAAAACCUUUCAUAUGGUAUUAAAACAUGAGAUAGACCCUGCAA